AUGGAGGUGACUGGCUGGACAGUGUUGAGGUCUAUCACCUUUUGGAUUAUAUUCCUGUCUCCAACCUGGGCAGCGGUGGACACAGAUGAUGUCAUCACCAGGGAUGAACAGAUAUUCCUGCUGUCCCAAGCAAUGCGCCACUGCCAGAUCCAGGUGUUGGCUCACAACACGGGCUUGGUGGUAAGAAGUAGUCAGAACUUAAGGUGCCCUCCAGAAUGGGAUGGAAUAACCUGCUGGCCACAAGGAUUUCCUAACCAGCUGGUUUCGGUUCCCUGUCCAGAACACAUCUAUGACUUCAACCACCAAGGAUUUGCUCAUAGAAGAUGUGGCUCUUCUGGCAUGUGGCUUCAGGUGCCAGGAGUCAAUAAGACCUGGGCCAACUACAGUGAGUGCCUCACAUUGGUCAGUCCGGGGAGGAGGACCCAGGAGAAGGAAGUGUUUGAGCGUCUGCGGCUAAUAUACACUGUAGGAUAUUCAGUCUCUCUGGCUACGCUUCUGAUUGCCCUUUGUAUACUCUGCUACUUCAAGCGCUUACACUGCACCCGAAAUUACAUCCACAUCCACCUCUUCACCUCAUUCAUCUGCCGGGCAGGGAGCGUAUUACUGAAAGACGCGGUGCUCUAUUCCAGGGAGGACGAAGGGGUAAUAGAGGAUGAACUGGGAGAAAUUGCACUGCCUAAGGCAUCCGAGAUCCAGUGGGUGGGCUGCAAGGUGACGGUCACCCUCUUCCUAUACUUCUUGGCCACUAAUCACUACUGGAUCCUGGUGGAAGGCCUCUACCUGCAUAGCCUCAUCUUCAUGGCGUACCUGUCUGACCGCAGCUACUUCUGGGCGCUCACCAUCAUAGGCUGGGGACUCCCUUCAGUAUUUGUCUCUGUGUGGGCGAGUGUACGGGUAUCUCUUGCGGAUACACAGUGCUGGGACCUGAGUGCCGGCCACAUGAAGUGGAUUUACCAGACCCCGAUUCUAGCUGCAACUCUGAUCAAUUUCUUCCUUUUCCUCAACAUUGUCAGAGUUCUGGCAUCAAAACUGUGGGAGACUACAACUGGGAAACUUGACCCACGACAGCAAUAUGGGAAACUUCUGAAGUCCACUCUGGUACUGAUGCCGCUCUUUGGGGUACAUUAUGUUGUCUUCAUGGCCAUUCCAUAUACAGAGGUGACAGGGUUGCUGUGGCAGAUCCAGAUGCAUUAUGAAAUGUUCUUUAACUCUUCCCAGGGGUUCUUUGUGGCCAUUAUCUAUUGUUUCUGCAAUGGAGAGGUGCAGGCAGAGGUGCGCAAGUUUUGGUUCCGCAGGAACUUAACGCUGGAUCUGAAGCAGAAGUCCCGUAUGACCAGCACAGGUGGCAGCUGUCACUAUGGAGGAGUGCUGUCUCAUACCACCAACAGUGUGUGCCUGAGCAUGGCAGCCAGAGGGAAACCACUGCCACUACCAGUUCACUCCACCACCUAUCUGCCUGGGUAUUUCUCUAGUGCUGCAGCCUCUGAUAACAACCUUCUACAAGCUGGCAAUGGCAGAGAGAACACAGAGCACAACUGCGGAGCAGAUAUUCACCCCUGA
Molecule: messenger RNA, 1560 nt
Organism: Nanorana parkeri
Lineage: Eukaryota; Metazoa; Chordata; Amphibia; Anura; Dicroglossidae
Product: parathyroid hormone/parathyroid hormone-related peptide receptor-like
Exons: 14
Coding region: 1-1560 (519 amino acids)
Biological process (GO): adenylate cyclase-modulating G protein-coupled receptor signaling pathway; cell surface receptor signaling pathway
Cellular component (GO): plasma membrane
Molecular function (GO): peptide hormone binding; parathyroid hormone receptor activity; G protein-coupled peptide receptor activity
Source: RefSeq, a predicted model, not a curated record